UUCAGAGACAUGGAUGGAGAGUUUGACACUCCUAAACAUUAAGAGUUCACUUUGCUUCCUUUUCUCCACAUACAAAAAAUAAUAAAGCAUUAAAAAACCUUCUGCCAUAAGUGGCCUGUAACUAGGUUUGUGUUAAUAUAAUGAGAGGAGAUGAGAGUGUGCCAGGAAAAAAUACUGAGAUGUGGUGUUCUUCAUUGUUCUUGUUUUUUCAUGACAAAAGAUUUUGAAUAGAGGAGCUUUCUUUUUUCUUUCUUUUUUUUUUUUUAAUUUGGUCGCUGAACUUUUUGUUUAAAUUCAAGAUAAGUGAAGCUUUCACCUUGCCUUUUUAUUAUUACAGAUAUGUGUGUACCUCGCAUCUGAAGAUGGAAUAAACUUUAAUGUUUGUUCAUUUUACUUAUUUACAAAUUACAGAGUUAUCAGAAUGGCAUAUUCCAGAAUCCUGUUGCUGAUCCAAUUUUUUGAGAUCUGGGCAAAUUCCUGGAAUUAGCUGGGAGCAAAAAGAGUACAUUUUCUAGACACUCCUUGUAUUUUAGUAAGUCCAACUUGUGUUUCCCUGAACUGGUUGUGCAGUUCUGUCAGCUGACUCAAUGGACUGACAACUGUACAGCAGUUCAUAGUACAGAAUUAUUUGGGUAUGGAAACAUGGAUUUGUGUGUGUGUGUUUUGAUUUUUGUUUUCGUUAGUACCAAAAAUUGAAGUGGAGGAAACACUGCAUAAUUAAACAGUAUGAUCAGUAUCUUAUAUUUUAAAGUAACAUGAUCAAAAGAAGAGCAUUUGAUUGGUUGUGGGGUUUUUUUUUUUUUUUUGUUAAACACACAAUACUAUUAAAGGGCAAGUUACUUGGGCAAUAUGGAGUAGCUUGUUAAGGAUAUGACCCUGUCAAAGAUUCUUACACUAGAAAAUAAAGCAAAAGGCCUGAUAAAAUGUAGAUUAGCUGGUAACAAAGGGGCUUUGUAUCUUUUGUAGGUCAGCAGCUGAGAGUGUUUGACACAGAACUGAAAUUUAAUGUCUCCUGUAGCAACCAUGACAGUAGUCAUUUUUAAAUCGACUGUAGCCGUGAUACUCUGGUACCAAAUAGCUUUCCAAAAUUCUUUAUAUAAUGUCUGAAAUCAUUUUCUCCUAUAGGGAAACUUAAGGAUCCUUGAAACUAGCAAAAAUCAUACUAAACAGGCAGAAUUCAGGAUCCUUCAAAUCUCAAACAAAUGUUUUGUUUAAAAAAAAUUAGAGUGGGGAGUCUGUUAAGUAGAAACAUUUGAAGUUGGAGCGAAUAAGGUUUCUUAAACUUUAUAGUUCAGAUUAGUGUCACACUGAAACCUUGUUACAUAUUUCUAGAAUACUCUGGGACAAUUUUUUUAUUAAGCAAGUUUGGGGGAGAAAAGGGAGGGUGUCUGCAUAUAUGAACAUGAAAUAUUUAGUCUGAUUGGACUACCAUGUGUAUUUAAAAGUUAAACAUCUAAUUUAAAGUGUUUUUUUGUCAAAGUAUGUGUUUUCACAUCCUUUUUCCUUUUUAAGCUUGCUUACAGAAUUUAAAUACCAGCAUGUCAAUUGCUAGUAUCUCAAAAGAUAUUAUUCGUAUUCAAAUGGAUAAAAGCCUAGUAUUUCCUGUGCGUAUAACGACGCAUAAGUGUAUUUUUAAAAGAUAUAUUAAAAAGUAGUGAAGUGGCAAAAUCAAACAUUAUGAAUUUAUGAAAUGUGAGAAUUGUUUUUCCCUCUAUGGUCUUAAUUUAGCUCCCUUGUAAGUAUGAAUUUUGGUGUAUUUAUUAUUUUCUUUAAUUAUGUUAGUGGGGGGGAAUCAUAGUGUGCAGUGCCUGGAAAGGAUGGUGCUUAGUGAACCUGUUUUGAUGUAUAUUUUUAUCUUUUAUAGUAAGCAUAUGGGGUCAUGCCUUAGGUAGUACACAGCAUUUAAACACUGCUUAGAAAGGAUAAUCAAUAAUUUUAUUGUGAAUUCUACAAUUUGCAGACACUAUUUAGAUUACAUUGGUAUUUUUAGCAGUUAGUAGUGGGUAUGUUUAGUAGUAUUUUUAUUCUAAAGGCCAGCAUAAUUCACACUUUCCUUAGACUGUAGCUAAAGUUAUCAGUUUCUGACAGUAUUGUUGAUAGUUUGAUUGGGGACACCUGUUUCCCCUCCUCCCCCCCCCCCCCCCCCCCCCCCCGGUACUUUGUGUAAUUACAUAUGAUGCUUGAACUUCAUGUCCCAAUUAUAAUUUCUGCUGACUUUGUUUGCAGUUGAGUCCUCAAAACUAUCUGGUUCUAUCUGUUUUAAACUGAGUGCUGGGUAUGUCUUAAAUUUGUCUCCUGUCUGUCUUUCUGGUGUGUCUUACUGAGAAGUACGCGCUGCUUGCUUUCUUUCCUUUCAGAGGAGUCAGAGUUCUCUAAGAAUCUAGCACAGGCAGAUGGAUGUAGCCAUGGAGCCCUGCAGUGCCUCCUGCAAAUCUGGAGAAAUCCCAAAAGUAAAAGAGGCUUUAUCCUUCUGCCAUCUCCUUGUCCCCAAAAGUCUAGCAACAGGCUAGCAGCUGGCAGCUGCAACAAUCAGCUGAGCUAUUGCUGGCAGUAUCCAGUGCUCACAUGAAAAGGAAGUUGGGAGGCCCUCUGCAGCGUGCGGGGUCUGGAUCAUUGUGUAUGAAGGAUCUGCCCUUAAUCUGCCACUGAGUGUCUAAUUUAUGAUGAUUUUUUAAUUGUUUGGGAAGGAUAUCUCUGUAUUCUAUCGAUACACCAAGAUGCUGCAUAUAAUCAAGAUCUUACCGGUGUUUCCUGCUGACGAUAUAACUCCUUUUCUGUGUAUGUAUGAGUGAUUAUUUAGUGCUGGGUACUCUGUUCUCUGAAGUUGUCCCUAGUAAAAAAGUUAAAAUUUGAAUGGGUGAUUACUCAGUAUCCAAGCGUGUAUUUGGCUGGAUCUCAUGUAUUUUAGAUGUGCGUACAAUCUUUUGUUUUAGUGUGUGUUAUAGAUUACCCGCUUCUAUGCAAAAGUAAAAAAGUUGACUGAAAGCAACUAAUUUUUUUUCCAUGUACCAGAAUAGGUCAGCUUAAAAACACCUUUGCUAGCCUGCAGCUGGAUGUCUUCAGUGUUAAGUCAGUAGCAGAUUGUGAACCUCUGCCCAUGAGCAAUGAUCAUAAUCCUUUGAGCUGUGUGGCCUAGCCAAAUUUUCUCCCACCUUAUAGCACGCUUAAGUAAACUAGUACACUAUGGACCAAACAUAAGGAUACUAUGAGAGUCUCCAUUUACGGCCAUGUUGAAGUCAAGACAAGUAUUCAUUGCUCCCCCUCAUUCACAAAACUACAUAGAAAGUAGUCAGGUUGAUCAGGCAUGAUUUGCCCUUGGUAAAUCCAUGCUACCUGUUCCCAGUCACCCCUUUUUUCAUAUGCUUGGAAAUGGCUUUCUGGAGGAUAUGCUCUGUAAACUCGGGGACUGUGGUUAGGCUGAACUAAUGGAAAAUCUUUGUAUCAGAUAACUCUUGUCUUUUAUGUUUUCUGGGAGUUGGGAAAGUUGGGAGUAAUUCUGUUUGUGUUCCUGAAAAAACAGGUGUGAUUUUUGGUUUUCUUAAACCUGUAAAUUGCAAUAUUUCACUGCUGGGUUCAGUGCCUGUUGCAGGCAUGCAUUUUGGGCAGCAAUUAAAAUUGACUGUAAUGUAAGCAACUAACUGCCCCCCCCCCCACCCCCCCGUGUGUGCUUUUUGACUCUUUAAGUCUGCUUAUGUCAAUGUAAACAUUCAGGAAUUUAUAUCUCUGAAAUGACAGUAUAAAUGCUAAUAGAGAAGAAUGUAUAUUUUAUGCAGUCCCUGGCUGACUUGCAUUUACUUGAUACACCAUUAGUAAUAUGUACUUCAUGAGCAUGUAAAUAGUGCACCUCUGCUUAUAACUGCUUUAACUGAAGGCAGCUUUCUUUUGUAUGAACUAAUAGCCAUUUUUUAUUGCUUACAAGUUUAUCUAUUUUUUAUUAGGGUAAAUAGUGUACUCAGUAAAUGCUACUGCUGUCCUGACUUAGUCUCAAAGUCCAUCUUCUAAUUAUGUGGGAUACAGAGGGCAUGUCGUGAACAAGACAAGUCUUACUGUAGCUGGACAGUUCAACUGCAGCUAAACAAUUCUUAAAGGCAUCAGAGGAGAGGGAUGAUCUCUGCACAAGAGAAAUUGAGCAAGAUGUUAAAACUUCAAUGAGAUGAAAACAGGUUCAUGUUGGGGAGAGGCCUAAAACGCAAGCUGAGUGACUAUGAGGAGAACGUGGCUGGUCUCUCUAGUGCCUUUGAUUCCAGUCGAAAUCUGCCAUAUCCACUUAAGAGGCAGUUGGUGCUUAAUAUGUGCCUCACCAAGUUACAGACUUACAAAAUGCUGGUGGAACCGAACUUGCAUCGUUCUGUCCUCAUAGCCAACACAGUACGGCAAAUUCAAGAGGAAAUGAGACAAGAGAGUAGUCAGCCAAUUAAUGUCUGCACUGGCAUUACUCCUAGUUCUCACAGCUACACAGGGAUGGAGUCAUCUGGAAUUUCUCUUCAGUUGCCUUCAGGUAUUAGUCAGCAAGAGUCUAACUGUUGUGACUUGCGGUCUGUAGAAGACCCAAUUGAAAACAGCCUGCUGAUAGUUUCAGAUGAUGAUAUGUCAUCUGCUAUUUCAUCUAUUCUGAAGGAUUUAGACUUUGUAGAAGACAUAAGCCCACCUACUUGUCUGGUUCCUACUGGAGAUGACCAGCCAAAGUUUCCAGAAAAUACCGGUCUAAAACUAGAAGAUGACAGGCAGGAUUUGAAGGGAGCUGAAUGCGUGUUUGGUUCCUUUGAGAUUUCAAAUUCAACCAGCUACUUGAAGGAUUUGGCAAUAGAUGACAUUUUCGAAGAUAUUGACACUUCAAUGUAUGAUUCAGACUUUUGUUGCCCUCCACUAAUGCCGCCCAGACCACCACCUGUUGCUACAGAAGAACCAUUGAAAACCUUUCCAUCUUGUAAUUCGUCUUCAGCAAGCAACAUUCAGAUAUGUAGAACAGAUCUGAGUGAAUUGGACCACAUCAUGGAAAUUCUCGUUGGAUCCUGAUGCUUGUUUUACCCAAAGAUACUUUCCUGACUGCCACUUUCAGUUGGUUUAAGGAUAAAAGCCACUGGAAAAGUUCUAAAGAAUUCCUUAAAACACAACCUAAAAAUAAUUUGUCUAUAGGGGAAUCUUCUAAAUAUUUCCAAAAUUUAUAAACCAAAAAGUGGCAGAUUUUUUUUUUUUUUUAAGAAAUAUUUAUUUAUCAGAACUGUGCAAUCAUCUUUUUCCUUCCAGGGUGUAUGUGGAACAAUAGGCACAUACCCGUAUCACCCCUCAUGCCUCUUUCAAUAAACUUUUUUAAUGUGCAAUUUUUAAUUUGUCAGAAGAACUUACAUGCAAAACAAAAUUCAUAUGAGAUGAUCUUUUACAAAGCCUCCACUUUAUUUUUAAUAUCAGAGUCUAUGCCAAGUUGGCAUACAUCAAGUUGCAUAGUUGGAUUUCAUGGAUCCAGCUGCAUUACUAGAGAUGGGUAUAUUUUAAAAAUGAGACACAUUUUGCUUUCUUUUGGUCAGAAAAGCAGAUCAAGACACUUGUCAACAAAGUCUCUUGCAUUUUCUAAAGCAUUCAGAACUAUUUAUUUUUGUAAAUUUUAUAGUCUUUCUACAUUUUACUAUGUUAUUUCAUCAUAGUUCAAAUAUAAUGGACUUCUAGUUGGAUGUGUUUAGCACUACCUCUGAGCUGAAAUGCUUUAACUCUUUCCAGUGCUUCGUCUAAGACUGCAAAUCUUUUUGUUUCUGUUUUUUUUUUUUCUUGGGAAAAAUACUUCUAACUCAUUAAGCUGAUUCUUUGACAGUGACCUAGCUGAUUUGUGAAAUCAAGGGUAUUCAAUGUUUAAAAACUAAGUAUUUACAAAUGUAAUUUAUAUGUAGGUUGUGCAAUUUAACAUUUUUCUGUCAGUAUUAUGUGCUUAGAUUUUGAGUAAUCUCGGCAUUCUUUAAAUUAAAACUUACUGUGUACAGGUAGCUUUUUAAUCUGUUUUGGAAAACACUGUCUUUCAACCCUGCUUUCACUACAAAGUUUAAGAUGAUUUUUAUGUGCAAUAUUAUUUAAAAAGAUACACACUUUUAUACCUGGCAUUAUAGAAAGAAACGCUUCGAACUUAAAACUUCUAGCACCUUUGGAGGAUACCUGAAGAGUCAGCAUUUCUGUAUCCUUUAAGAAACAAAGCUGAGAACACUCUUACGGCACCAGUGCUUACUGUUUUGAAUACUCCUGAAAUACUCAUUUAUAUGUGGUGAGUCAGUACUGAUGACUAAGUACCGUCAUGCAGCUGUAUUUGUGAGAGCUCAGGGGCCUGACCGCUCGGAUGUGGCGUUAGGACUGGGGCCUACGUGUGUUUUGGAAGCAUCGUGAUGGUUGCUGAUGAUUAUGCUGCAGAUAGUACUGAAGAACCAGGGGAGGAGGGGGGUUGUGUGUGUGUGCGGGUGUGUAUAUAAAUAUAUUAUAAGCGCACUCAUUAACUGAAGAUGACAUUUGCAGUGAGAACUAUUUUUCCAUAUGACAGUUGGGAUACUGUGUUUCAGCUUGACCUGAGGUCUGUGUUGACCCUUGCUUUUGUCUUCUAAACUAUACACUUGCACACUUCAGUUUUAAACUAUAAAACUUCUAUUUUGUUCUUGAAAGCUGCAGCACCUGUCUCAUGGAAAAACUUGUAAAAGCUUUGCUUUGUGGGUUUUUUUGUUUUUUUUCCUUUUUUGUUUGUUUUUUUUUGCUUUUGUUCUGCUGCAGCUUUUCAUGAAUGGGGCAUCUGCAGAGGAAGAAAAUGUUCCCCACGUGUUGCAUCUCAUAAGAGUUGGAAUCCUGGACCUACUGAAGGGGCCAGGAUGUCAUCUGCUAUUUCUAGUCUUACCGGAUGCUGUAGCACACUUAAUUAUUUUAUUACUUACUGUGACUGUUUUGGUUAACAGUUAGCUGCCAAUACAAUUUGGUAUCCCAAACCAGUGGAGAACCAGUUCAGGUUACAUCCUCACAGCCAUUUGGGUUGUUUAGCAACCGAAGGGUAUAAAUGUAUUUAUAUGCAUAUAAUGUAUUGAUUCUAAUAUAAAACUUCUGAUCUAAAGUAUUUUGAAUUGCUGGAUAAAGGGAUUUGUUUGAAGAGUGUAUAAAUAGUUCUUGAAGAGGUACAGCUUCAGAAUGUACACAGAUUGUGCAUUGUGUAUAGACUACUCUGGCUUUUCCUCAGCCUCUACUUUUGUAUUAAAGAUAUGCCUGAAUAAAUCCUUGAAAUAUUAAGGGCCUUCUGCACUGUGAUGAAGCAGAGUUUUGGCUAAAAACGUCUUUAAAUUCAGUGAUGGGGAAUGAAAUGACUGCAUCUAAUUUCUUUUUUACAAUUGAAAAUAUGGAAUGUUACUAUGCAGCAAAGAUCAUAUUUUGGUAUGAAACUUGUAUCAUGUAGCAAAUAGUGAACAUGUAACAAAUCCACUUACCUUGCAGCCCUACAGAAACAUAAGAUAGAAGAAAAUGUACUUUUCAGCAUUUACAUGCAAAAGGCAUUUUUGUACACUUCAGAAAUGGAUCAAAAUUGUUGGUAGACAUUUUAUCAACAAAUAAUUAAAAAUGCAGUUUUUGUUAAUGUGCUUGCUGCAAAUCUCUAUUUCUAAUUGGUUGCUUGCAUCACAGUGCCAAGACCAUAAACUGGUAUGUAAUGCAGUUUGGUUAUUUAUGGAAUUAUGUGCAAAGGGAAAUUUUAAAAUAUGCACAAACUAAUUUUGAACUCCUUCCAUGUAAAAUGAAGCUAGAGGCUAGUUGUGGUGGACCUAUUUAUUGUAUGUUUGGAAAUAAAAGCCACAGUUUUGCAGUUUAACCACUUA
Dromaius novaehollandiae (emu) is the source of this 7823-nucleotide messenger RNA. RefSeq names its product SERTA domain-containing protein 2-like. The record is from RefSeq and is a predicted model, not a curated record. Lineage: Eukaryota; Metazoa; Chordata; Aves; Casuariiformes; Dromaiidae. Bases 4168 to 5016 code for a protein of 282 amino acids. The transcript has 2 exons. Gene Ontology annotation, cellular component: nucleus. Gene Ontology annotation, molecular function: transcription regulator activity.